AGGGAGAGAAAGCAUAAAGAUCUGGAAUAUAGAGGAAAAGCAUAUAAUCAGAAAUAAUAGCUCUCAUCAGACACAGACAAUAGAUAGCAAACUGGCUUCAGAAAAGAUAUUCAGGCAUCAUGGGAACCAAAUCAACAGACACAAGUGCUUUCUCUUAGGAGGAUGCUCAUGACAGUUUGAUUACUUGAAAUCUGAGGAGAAAAUGCCCAACCAAAGAAAUCAGUUGACACAGAGGAAAACCAGCAGCACAUUAAAAUAAGAAAACCAGGAGGUUUUGUGAAGGACACAAUUGCGUGUUUGCGUGUUGCUGAAACACAGAGGGAGAGAGGCUGCAUGGAGCUGCUGCUGCAAACAGAGCCCAGGGUAUGUGCACUCCAUCUAUGCCAUUGCAUGCCCAUGGCACUACUGGGAUUGCUGGAGGAGUCCUGUGGAAGAGAAGUCCUCAGGCCUUGAAGGGGAGAAGGUAGUUUGAUGCCAGCCUGUUAGGACUGAAGCACAUUGUCCUGCUGUUGCUGUGCAGAAAAGCUGAAUCACUGAGAACCUUGCUCCUCUGAAUAAACUUCCAGAUCUCAGGUCUUCUCAUACCACUGGACAGGACAACAUGCCUGAAGUGAUUGUAAAGAACACUUCAUACAAAGGAAAUAAAUGAGUUUCAAGCAAUCCCCUCUUGUCCUGUAACAACAUCCUCUUGUCCAUUGUCCAUGGUGGAAACAAACUCUGCUUAAUUGUGGUCAGGCUGCUGUGAACAGGGAGGAUCCUGUUUGGCACCAUCCAAAUGGCAGUGGCCUUCAGCUUGAUAGGAACUGUGAAAUGUCCAACUGCAACAGGAAAAAAUGCCCCGGAACCACCAACUCACUCAGCUGCACAAAGUUGGUAGCACGAGGUACAGCAAAGCCCAAGCUAGGCAGAUACUCCAGAGCUGCCCUGUAAUCCCUGAAUCCUGCUGAAUUCACAGCCUGGUGAUAUAUCAAUGUCAAAGGGAUGCAAAUGGUAAUUCUGCCUGGCUGUUAAACUGCCUGGUGUUGCCCUAUUUCCAAUGGCUGCUGUCAAGUGCUUCCUCAAAUGGUUGGAGUGGCUCAGUUCAUCACUAAACCUACCAGCCUGAGAGCCAGAAACAGGAGUGGUGUCAUUCCCAAAGCCUCACUGCCAGGUCUCAUUUGUGAAUUUUCAGGCCAGCCUGUGCUUUGUGAGUUUGGACUAUCUUCCCUCCGAUGCUAAAAGGAAACCUGUUUGGGUUUGGACAUCUUGGAAGGAUGAUACAAAACCAGCAAGAUCUCCUGUUGAAAUGGAAAUUCUCCUCUUCUGUUUCAUCUGACCCUGUACUGCUGGGACACUCCCUUUCCUUUGUCCACCUGAGUGUAUCUGGAUGAAGCAGUCAUUGCAUCUUCCACCUUCAUCAAUGAAGUAUCUGAUUGGGUUUGAUAUUAUUUCUUGCUCUCUUUUAUAUCAUCUGAGUCAGUUUUUGAGAAAGGUUCAGCCAUAGGCCUUAACAUGCAUUGAUUUGGGGUUUUUUUGGUUAUUAUUCAAGUAUGAUUGGUCUAGCUUACCUUAGCUGCCUUCAUCAUGUCAGAAAGUUAUGCUCUGGUGAGCCUGCCCCUUUUUCAUAUCCCUGCCUUUUGAUCAUUUGGCUGUGCUGAACAGUCAUUCUUCUGCAAGACAUGCUGCUCAGAGUCCCAUGGGAUUGUCAUGUUGGCCACAGAAGUCCUCUUUGGCAGAGACUAAAGACUGAAAAAGUGGAUCCAGCUCUGGGAUUCACUGGUGGCAGGGACAUGUCAGCAGGAAGGAUCAUUUGUUCUUGCUCUUGGCACAAGUGUAUGGCACUUGUUAUUGGCUCUUCUGGGCAACAACCAUAAACCAAGCCCAAACACAACUAAAAAAACCCUCCUCAAAAUGAGAAAACCACUGGAAAAUAAGGAAAAAAACCCCCUAAUGAAUAUCCCAGGAAAUGGAAAUAUAAUGGGGUAGGGCUCAAAACAGCAAAAUGCAGAUUGGUCCUGUGCAAUGAGUAUUUUGUCCUUUCUGCAGCUGGGCUCUCAUGAGAAGAUGUGGAUGUUGAUGUGGCUCUGGCAGGGAGUUUGCACUGAUCAUAGAUGGAGAGAGAGAGAGAGCUGCUGGAGUAGGUGUGGGACAACAGGUCAAGGCUGUCCUGUAAUCCUCUCACAUCUGAUACCCCACAGAGACUCCUGACGGCCAAGAGACUGCCUUUUCCGAGAGGAAUAUGUCCUGCAGUAAGAUCUCCAGUUUGUGGUAAAAAUAACUAUCACUUACUUCACAGGCCCAUGGAAAAGCACCUGCCUGGGCAGCAGGAGACUGGAAAAUUGCAGCUGUGAAACUGGAUGUGCUAACUUCUGUACAGAACAUCUAUGAAUUUAGACUUCACUUUUCCCUGGUAAAACUUUGGAUUAUCUUGAUUUUUAUUCACACUUGAAAGGUGAAAUGGUCUAAAUCUUAAUGUUUAAUGAGUUGGGGACUGUUUCUCAGUUUCAAAAAUCCAUUAGCCUCUUUGUCAGCGAGGAGUAAAGAGCUGUUUUGAAUUCAUGGUACAUCUUCAAAGUUUCUUUCAAAGAUUACUUUUUUUUUCCCCUUCUCCUCUCAUGUAUCUCAGAAGAAACCAGGCUGCCAAACUGCUCCAGGAAGCUCUUCUGAGACAGAGACAUCCAUCUCUGUGUACGGUCUGUACUUGUGAAGCAGAACACAAAGCCCUUUUUCCAUUUAAUCCAUAUUAAUUAUCUCUCUGUAGUUUCCACUCCGCCUAAGCAUCAAAAACUUGUGUGGCUGCAUCUUGAACAAACCAGAGCUUUUCACUCCACACCUGAGAUCACUUAGCUGGAGAUAACUAGGGAGAUGCCUGAGAAAAGGAGCAAUUACAGCAGGGUCCUUUAUCUGCCAAAAAGGAAGUUCAAAGUGCUGGCGGAACAACCCCUCUCACCCCAGUGAGGACACUGAAGCGAGAGCAACUCGUUCGCCUUUCUGGUCACGUACCCUCCAUGAAAUGUAAAUAAAUACUAGGCUGGGAAGCUUUUGCAGAAUACAAUGUUAUUUAGAAACUGGAAGACUCUUGCCAGGUAAAACAAUGGGCAGAUUUAUUUUUUUUUUCUCUAGCAACAAAACAUCGCACUUAAUUCCUUCAAGUUUGUUAAAGUCUUGUGAAUAUGUAUUAGGGACAGAAAAACCAGUGUACCUUAUGUUUAAGCUAGUUUAGUUUAUUGGAUUAUGAUAAACAUAUUCAGAUACUAGAAAUCCUACAAAAAUUAGAAUUUAUUUGCCUCUUGAAGAUUAUAGCAUUUGCAAAUAAAUCUCCUUUAAAAUAUAACAGAAGUUAAACUUAAAUCCAGAAGCAAAGUUUUAAAAAAUCCUUCAGAAGGGAAUGUCCAAAUACAACCUUUCAGGGCUUUAACCUGUAGUGAUUUAACGUUUUUCACGUAAAAAUUAAUUUCUGUUUGCAGAGCCACACUGAAAUAUUUCAUCCUGGCUUACAUUACUGAAUGGUUGCAGUGACCUGUGGGAAGUGUAGUUCCUCUGCAGGCUGAGGUGUUUUGCCAGAGAGUUGCAUGUUACCACUUUAAUGAUGCUAAUAUUUUGACUUUAUCUCACAAACCAAAUAUUGCAGUACCAGUUUACUUAACCUGAGGCAAAAAUAUUUUGAUCUCACUUCCUAAAUGAAAUCCAAAUGAUUUUUGAAAGAGCAGAGCUUUUCGUUCCGAGAAUCUCUUUCCCAGCAUAAGUGUAUUUCAGUGGAACACUCUGGAGCCAUUACAACUUCCAGAUACAAUUUCAAAAAGCACAAUCUUUUACAAACUCGCUUUCUAGAUAAGACCAAACCUUUCUGCGUGUCUUUUCUGAAUAACAAACCCUUACUUAGAGUUGAAAUUAAGAAAACAAACUUUUCAACACUGAUCUUUAACUGGCCAGUUAGAAAAUGCUUGAGGAAAUGUUUUGCCAGGUAAACACAUUCUUGAUUAUUUUAGGAUAAAAUGAGUCGGGAGGAUAACUAGGCAAAUAAAAUGGGUCAAUACUUAAGGACAGUUUUAUGAGUUUUACACAACUACACAGGAAAAGCCAGUGGUAAUGAGAUUGUGGUGGCAAAUAUGCUUAACAAAUGUGAUGUUUCUGAUGCUGUUAACCCAUUUCCUUAUCCCAGUUGAGCCUGGGAUAUUAAUCUGGCAGGCUGUGGAACUCCUCAACUCUUCUGUCAUGCUGUAUGGAUCUUACCUGAUUCAAAGGCCACAUAUUUAUUAUGAUGACAACUUUUACAGUAUGGUUUUUCUGAAUCUAGCUCUGUGUCACCACUAUAAAUGUAACAAGUUUAUGACAACAUAUAAUUGACUACGCCUUUUUUUUUUUGUAUUUUGACUCAUUAUGGUGUAGCCUGGUAAAGUUUGUAGUAUUCAAGGGCAUUCUUUGACUUAUUUUACAGGUGCUUCUUAAAAUGACUGAGCUGCUGUUAUAUAAUUUUAUAAUUUAAUUAAUAAAGACUUUAACAGAAGUCUGUGAAAGCACAAAAAUCCACAUAGGGCUCACACUGAAGAAAAGGGAGUUUUGCUUCCUUGACAAUAGUUUUUGCUCAUGUAGCUUUUGUAUCAUCAGUAGCAGAUAUUAAGCUUUGGUGGAGCAGGCCACUUUUAGCCUUACCUCUUAAUUUGCAGUACAGACUUUAGUGUUAUUUGCUUAGAAUGAUACUCUAAUGUAAUUUUAAUAUGUUUAGUUAUGAAACUUCACCUUUUAGCCUUAUUUCAUAAGACAAAUGAUAUUUUUAAACCAAAAUAAUUAAAAUUUAAAUUCAGUCUUUCUGUGUAUAAGCAACUAAGUCAAAACUUUUCUUAGUAUAGUGCACAAUAAAGUAAGAUAAACUGCUGGCAUGGCCCCUGGAAAUCGGCUGUCUUGACCAGCUACCUCAAGAAACACAGAACUUACAUUAGAAUGACAGAGUAAGGGGCCGAAUUCCUUACUGCUUAAGGUUUUGAGACAAAAAAAAAAAAAAAAAAAAAAAAAAAGAAAGGGGCCAUUGUAUUCUUAAGUUUUUAAACUUUUUACUUCAGCUCAACAUUUCAGACACCUCGUGUGUUAGCAACACGGUGGCCUGAAACUGGGUCUUGGCCUGUGCUGACAAAGGGUCUAUUUGCUAAUGGCUGAGGAUGAUCCAGCUGGAGCAUUUGGAUGCCCUCAGCACACCAGGGUGCACAGCUUAUUGAGAAACCUGGAACAGAUCUCUGGAAGGCUACAGAUUCAGAUAAACCCAACAGGCAUGAAUUUCCAGUAGCAUCAACUUCUGCAACCCUGUUUAAGUGGGAGUAACUGAGUCCACAGAUUUAUACAAGGUGGUGAUUGUUUAUUUUUACUUUGUCUUAAAAAUUAAGGUGGAAAAUUAGGUUAAUAAUUCUGAACAGGUCAUUUUUUCCCCUUCAGCUCCCUUUCAUUCAUUCCUGGCUGAGCAAAUGUUUUCCUUGAUUAAAGGACUGCAUACAGUGUCAGAGCAAAAUGCACUUUUUGCAUAUUUGCUUAUUCUAUGAAGCUGAAAUCAGUCUUGUGUUGGUUUUCUGGUAUUUUUCAUGGUUCAAAGAUGCCCUCAGAAAUACCUGAAAGGGGUGUCUUGCAGAAAUUCAGUUAGCAGAAAGCAAUGUCAUGAACAAGCUUGUUUUGGAAACCACAAAGUGCUAUCAUCCGUAAGAAUAAUCCUGAAUAAACUCUCUGAUCGCCUGAAGCCCUGCCUCUUCUUUGUGGACUUGUGGGUAAUUGCCACGGUGAAGAACAUGCAUAUAUUAAAUUAAAGGUAUGAUUUUUAAAAUUUUUUUUUCACUUAGUUAAAUGCAUUAAAUCCCAUACUUGCUUCACUUAAUGUCAGCAUAAGGCUCCAGGCAUCCUUGUAAUGUAAUAACCAAUGGAUUCAUGCACAUGGUUGUUCUGUGGCAGGUGACAGCACAGCUUUGCAUUAAUGUGAGGUUUUAUUAAUAACACUAAUAUAUUCAAUUGUAGGGACAGUGCAUCUUGCAAAAAGGUUAUUAUUUUUGAUUUGUGUAGUCUGGCUGUAUUUUAUACUUCAUUGACUAAUGCCACAUUUGGAAACAGCCAGCCAUGGGUGUGUCACAUGUAAAAACAAACAUCUUGCUCCACGGGCAUUAAGUUUAACACUUGCUUUUCUCUGCUCAGGUUCUGAGCCAUGGCUGCUAUGACAAAACAGAUUAAUAACCCUGGGAUUAACAGCAAAUACACUGGAGGGGGGGUGUGCUGCAGAGGGUAUGGCUGAUCUUUAGGAGAUGGCAAAAUAAACUUAUUUAUGCCUCAAGAGAAGCAAAUCAACGUCAUAGGCCAGCAAAACUUUCCAUCCUAUUUCACAGAACCAUGCUGUAUUCAGCAUCUUAAAUUGUAUUAUCUAUAACAUAAGGUCAUAGUGCAGGAGCCUGGUGGCUUAUGUGAACUGCAAAUCACUGCCCUGGUAAAAGACCUUUGCAAAAGGCACCAUAAAAGUCCCCCAAACUGACAGAAGACACAGAGAAAUGCUUCUAAAUACAGAGCAGCUCCUAUCACAAGACGGCUGGCUGAGAAUAAAUAGUUUACAAUUGUAAAUCAGUGGUUAUUUCUAGGUGAUAUUUCUCAUUGUAUUAUGCAGUCACUAUGAGAUAGAGAGCAUUAAUUCCCAGAAUAUUUAUACAUUAUUGUUUUACACAAAGUACACUACAGACAAUAAGAAGAGUUUUCAAAAGCAGCAGACUGACCCAAGCUAAGACAGCUCAAGAUCAGAGGCCUUUUUGGGGAGCUUUUGAAAAACUACAGCCAAAGGGUUUGAGUUUGAGGCAGGAGCAGGGAGCUCCUGGGGUGUGCAGGACGUGUCUCCUGAAACCUUAUUGGAGGUGGCCGUGGUGGCUGCCUGGUUCUGGUGCCAGGGUGUCCUGCCCUGCCAAGGAUUGCAGCUUCUUGUCCCCUUCUGUGACCUGGAGACAACCCUAGGCCUUCCCUCCCUGCAGCUGAUCCAUCUGUCUCUGGAUUCAGUUCCCAGUCACGUGCCUCUGUGGUUAUUAGUGUCCACCAGGAUGGACAUGGAGGAACCCAGAGAGACUGAGGGGCAUUUUGAGUGGCACACUGGAGAAUGAGACACAAGUGGCUGGUGCUUCUGAGGGCGUGUAGUUUCGAGACAGGACAUUUGGUUCCUACAAGCCAUUUGCCAACUGUUUCUUAUAAAUCCCCUAUCAAAAAUAGUAAGAUCUGUCAAAGUUGCCUGGGAUUUAUAACAGCCUAAUAAGCAUAAUAAAUGACUGUAUUAACAGAGGGAGAACAUGCAUGGCGUGAUUAAUAGAUUUUUCUCAAAGUCAUAGAUAAAAAUGAACAGCAAAGGAAAGGAAAACCUUCAUAUUAACUCUGUGGGAGCUCUUGUAUUAAUUGGCACAUAAUCAGGUACAGCUGCUAAUAAUCAGGCAGCUCUUUAAACCAACACACACAGAGUACUGCCAAUGCAGCCUGAAGAGCUAGAGAUUAAAGAAUAUACAAAUAUUCCUUGAAACUCGGGUUGCUGGAUCAAAGUCAUGUUUUCUUAUAAGCUUAUGGAUCCCUAGGUUCUGUGACACUGUGGAAUUCCCUCAUGUGAUAAACCAUCUCUUCUCUCUCUUCCUCUACUUGCAGGCCACUGAAAAGUAUCCGUCAGAAUAUACUUUUUUUUCUGUGUCCUGUAUCUUGAUAACACCAGUCUUCAGAGCACUUCGUGAUGGGACAUUCUGCAGAUUCUUUGUGGGAUCUUCUUUUACUGGAUAUUGUUGUCCUCUGGAGGAACUACACACCUCAGAGCCACCACUGGGCCACACAGAGGCAGGCAAGUUCAAAUAAGAACAUAAACUCAAGAAAGUAAAUUGAUUGUGUAGCAACAAAGGAUUGAUCUCUUGAUUACUCCCUUAGAACCACUUACAGGCACAGCAAAAGAGGUCCCCAAACAUUUCAGAAACCUACAGUGACUCUAACAACAACCUCUUGUUCUAGCUGUCACUUAGGGUUUUUCCUCACAGCUAUAUCAAAGUCAAGGGGCCAAUUCAGCCAGAUUUCCCCUCCUUGGGUCUGGCUUUCUGAGUAGGUUGUCAUCCUGCUGUUUCCAUAAACUCUAAUACUCAAGGGUUUUCUUAUUGCUGUUGAAUGCAAACAAAGCUUCAAAGACCUCUCUAUGUCUUUGCUCACUUAGGGUCUCCUGCUUCCCUGCAGCCUUAGCAUGGGGGUUUUAUGUUCACACAAAUCUUAGUGGGACAUCUUUAACAUGAAGCAUGACAGCUCUGCUUUGUGAAGAGGGUCUCUGGAGGGCUGAGCUUUUCCUGUUCCCUUUAGAAGAGUGUAAAUCCUGGCAGUUUUGGGGUUUCUGGACACUUCUGAAGACCUACACCAGGAGCUGUUAUGCCUCUUCUGAAGCCUCCUUCUCACUUAGAAAAACCUCUGGAAAGUUCAAAGUGUCAAGAAAAUUGUUGCAGAAUUGUGAUAAGACACGAUAUUCAAGCAGUGAAGACUUUCAUAACACUACCUAAAUGCCUUAUUAAUCUAACAUGUGUCAGCAUGUGAAUGUACUGAUCACCAUCUUAAUAAUCUUUGACAACUUGGGGAGAUUGGACUCUGGUGAAAGAUUCCACGCAAGAUGAGGGUUUGAUACCAUGUGAACUCUCCCCAGAGUCAGUGAAGUCACAAGAACGGAAAACAACCAGUGGUUGUCAAAGAGCCCCUGAAAGGAUGGAAGAAAACGGUUACACAGUUUCAGAGGAGAAGCCUGACAGAUUGUGUGCUAGUUUUGAGAAGCUGGCCUUUCUCCUAGGUUGGUGGGUGUACAACAGCCAGGCCCCACAGCAGAGGGGACAAGCUGAAGCUCUGGACCAUCACCUGAGCCAAAUGAAGACCUUCCACCAGCACUGCCUUUCCCAUGCAGAGAAAAGGAAGAGGAGGAAACCUUAUGCAAAGAAACAUUAAUGCUGCAGUAAAUCUCUGACAUCAGCUGCUGCUUGCCAGCACAGUGCAUAACAGGUGAGGGAAAGAGCUACUCCAGAUGUCUGUAGCUAAGAACCACUUGUCUGAAUCAAUGUGGUGAUGACACAGAGAAGGAACAGAUGGCACAGAGUUGUCUCUGCUCCAUUCAUCACGUCAACAACUGGAAACAGUGACAAUACCACACUGGCUUCUUGCAAGUUAUGGAGCUCAGCAAGCAAAUUAGCCUGACUGGCAGGAGGUCUCAGAAAAGUAGACUGAAAUCUGCCUUGGACAGCUAUGGAGAUCACAUCACUGCUGAAAGAGGUAAUCCAGUACUGCCAUUAUAAAUGGGGACAUUGUGGCCACUCCGAUUACCCUACAUGUCUGACUGGGCCAAAAGUCUAAUGGCAGGUGCGGAGCCUGUUGGGAAGCACACCUGGCAGAAGUUCCAGCUGGGCCACGGGACCAACGCUGCUCUGUAGAAAGACCUGAGACACCCUUAAGGACUGAGAAUCUGACUAAUUUAAACAGAUGGCUAAUCCCAGUGCUGUCUGCAAUGGGCACCUACAUCAUCAUCAUCAGAAACAGAAUAACCUCUUAAAAAGUGGAAUCUAUAAGAAAAAUGGAAUUACUAAAGGAAUGAAGAAGAAUGGCGUGUCAAACGGAACUCUCUACAAAAAGACAUUUAUUGAGCACUUUGAACAGGCACCAAUGUAUGUUGCAGUUUUUACUGUCGUGGGUUUUGCAGUGGGAACAAUAUUUGGCUACCUGCGAGAUUUUAUGAGAGCCUGGGGACUAGAAAAGCGUAACAUUGCUGAAGAGAGAGAACAACAAAAAGAUUUUGUGCCACUUUAUCAAGAUUUUGAGAACUUUUACACCAGAAACCUCUAUAUGAGAAUACGGGAUAACUGGAACCGGCCAAUUUGCAGUGUCCCUGGGCCACAGUUUGACCUCAUGGAACGUGUUACAGAUGAUUACAACUGGACAUUUAGGUUUACAGGAAGGACUAUCAAGAAUGUAAUCAAUAUGGGUUCUUAUAACUACCUCGGCUUCGCAGAAACAGAUGUUAAUGCUUUGAAAACUGUGACCAUAGAGUUAGAAAAGUAUGGGACGGGAGUCUGCAGUACCAGGCAAGAAAUGGGCACCCUAGACAAGCAUGUAGAACUAGAAAAACUUGUGGCCACGUUCCUUGGUGUUGAAGAUUCCAUGGUGUUUGGCAUGGGCUUUGCAACUAACUCGAUGAAUAUUCCAGCCCUUGUUGGAAAGGGCUGCCUCAUUUUAAGUGAUGAGUUGAACCACACUUCUCUCGUUCUUGGUGCGAGGCUUUCAGGUGCCACUAUUAGAAUCUUCAAGCAUAAUAAUAUGCAGAGCCUCGAGAAGUUGCUGAGGGAUGCAAUAAUAUAUGGGCAGCCUCGCACCCACAGAGCGUGGAGAAAAAUUAUCAUCCUCGUGGAGGGGAUUUACAGCAUGGAAGGGUCCAUCGUGCGCCUGCCAGAGAUAGUCUCCUUGAAGAACAAAUACAAAGCCUACCUCUACUUGGACGAAGCUCACAGCAUCGGUGCAGUGGGAGCAACGGGCCGAGGAGUCGUGGAGUACUUCGGGAUGAGCCCUGAUGAUGUUGAUGUAUUAAUGGGAACGUUCACGAAGAGCUUUGGUGCAGCUGGAGGAUAUAUAGCUGGCAAAAAGGGCCUUGUGGACUUUUUACGAACUCAUUCUCACAGUGCUGUGUACGCCACAUCCAUGUGUCCACCCGUAGCAGAGCAAAUCAUCAGGGCAAUGAAAUGUCUCAUGGGACUAGAUGGGACAACACAAGGGCUCCAAAGAGUGCGCCAGCUGGAGAAAAACACAAGGUACUUCAGACGAAAACUGCAUGAAAUGGGCUUCAUUAUUUAUGGCAAUGAUGAUUCGCCUGUUGUCCCCUUGCUCCUUUAUAUGCCUGGUAAAAUAGGGGCUUUUGCAAGACGCAUGUUAGAAAGAAAUAUCGGGGUGGUCGUGGUUGGGUUUCCAGCUACUCCCAUCACAGAAUCCAGGGCUCGGUUUUGUGUGUCAGCUGCACAUACACGGGAGAUGUUAGACACGGUUUUGAAUGCUCUGGAUGAAUUGGGUGAUUAUCUACAACUGAAAUAUUCCCGGUAUUCCAAGUCAUCUCAUCCUGAACUGUAUGAAGAAACUAGGCUUGAACUUGAAGAUUAAGUUUUCCACCUCUGAAGAGAACAUUAUGAUGCUAUGAAAGGGCGGAAAACCCGAAAACUGAAAAACACGAACGCAUUUCUUCCCUUCUAAGGACAAUUUUUAUUUCUCAGUUAAUUGAAAGGAGGGGAAGUUCGGGUGUUGCAUCUUGUUGUAUCAAUUUUCUGUAUUCAAGAGACUGAAAUAUUGAUACAGAUUUGCCUCCCCAGGAGAUCUGUCCUUCUUACGGUAUUUUUGAUGCAGGAUGAAUGCAUCCAUUUUUCGAGUUGCUAGCGUACAGCUUUUGGUAUGGCCCCUUUUUAUGGAGAGGCUCCAGAUAGUCUUAAUUGUGACUGAAAUAAUAAAGUUUAAAAAAAAUUAAUAGAUUUCAGUGUAAUAUAGCUGAGCUUCAUCAGUGAGACUGACUUUUAUCUGUUAAAGAGCAUAAAUCAAGACCUCGGUGUGGAAUGCUACAGAGGAAUGAACAGAAAGUGAUCUCUUUUACUAAGUUGCACUAUCAUGCAUUUCUCCAAGGACAGAAAAUGUUAGAAAAAGAUUAAUGCUGAGAACAAGAGAAGUAGCCUGAUCAGAUCAUGUGUUUCUGAUGGCAGAUUAUGGGAAAGGGAGAAUGCCUCCACCCAUCCACAGACCUUUUCUCAGCUGCUGAAAUGCACUCUAAGCUUUGAAUUGUACAGAAAUUUGGGCUUAGACAUGAACAGAAAUGCUUUUGUGCCAACACAUUUGACCUACAACCUAUCCCAUCUUCUCCCAGUGUAAGUUCUUCGGCAGGGCUUGCUCCCUUUUCGUGGAGCAGUAGUAAAUAAUUUUAAUAACCAUUUAACUUUCCCGUAAAAACCUUGAUCAAAACAGUCAGAUACUUGCAGUUCACAAACUGCAGAUGACAUUUAUGGGCCCAUUCCUAAGUUUCUUGAACUACUUAUGGGCCUAAUAAAUUCACUAACAAGUACAUAAUGCUGAAGCUGUUAGUUAUACAGAAUGUGAAGUUCAAUACCAUGAGCAGUUCUGCCACCUGUUAAACAGAAAGCCAUCAUUUCUAUGUGUGCUUAAGUCAUCCAUGUAAUAACAUUUCUUGGAAUAUUCUUGUCUGUUUUAUGCAUGUCAGGGGUCGUUUUGUUUGUCCAGUUUUUCUGAGUCGUUUGUUUUUCAAAUAAUUGUUGUAUCAUCUGAGGGGGAAGAUGUGCUUGUCCCCUUGUCCCCUGCCUGAGUGACAAUGCUCAAAGCCACCUGAAGGAGUUGUUAAAGCCAACAGUUUCCCUGCAAUGCCACAGCAGCAUUAUCCUCAGGCUUGUGUGGGCUGAGUUACUGGAAGGAGAUUGGAGGCUUUUCCCUUUUUUUCUUUGCAGCAUUGAAAAGCAGUUCUGCAGCUUUAAGAAUGAACUCCAAACAAUUCCACGCUAUCAAAUGUCAUUGUAAACACAUCAGAUGAGAGAUGUUUAGCUUUCUGUUGCACAGAUGUACCACACUUUCAUGUUCUCUUGAAAGCUGUGGUGUAAACUUAACCCACAGCUGCAAUAUUAGAUUUAAGAACAGAACAAUUAAAUUGUGGAGUACCAAUUACACUAUAUUACUCCCUGCUUGUUAAAGCAGCUUUCAGGAUAUAACCAGGCUGACUGAUUAUGAGGGCCCAUUUUUUGUUGGAUUUUUGUUGUUGUUGUUGUGCUAGUUAAUAAAAAUCCAGUGGUGCUAUAACUUUAAGAAUUGAUUACAACACAUUCCGUAAUAUCAAGUGUCGGCUUUAGGAAACAUAUAUCAAGGGCUGGGGGAGGACUAAAUGGUGUGUCAUAUGAUUCUUCACUUUGGUAGACGGACUUGAAAAACACUGCAGAGGUUCAGGGGAGCUGUGUUUGUGGAUAAGAGCAAACUCACUGUAUAAAUAAUUAAAUACUCAAGCACAGGACGAGGAGAAAUUAGGAAACAUGAACUUUGAGUAACCUGGCAAUUUGUGAUGUACAGCUUUGUUCCAUGCAGAGUGAGUGCACUUAAACUGUGAAGGAGAUGGGAUGCGAAAUUUCUGCAACCUGCUCCUGAAGGAGAAGUACUGAACUUGAUCUAUUGCUUUUUGAUCUCUCUUACUGAACAUCUGUGGCCAGAUCCUCAGUUGACUUCUGACCUGCCAUCUUGUGGUAUAGGGCCAUAGUUUAUAUUUCAGCAAACAUUAUUACACAUGCUGUUGCAGGCAACACGCUUUUUCCCUCAAAGAGAGGCCUGAGAUUGAUUAAACUACAGAGUGAUCACUUUUUGUACCCCUUUAGGGGAAUGUUUUCAGCCUAAAGCUGAAUUCUUCCUGCCCUCAGAACAUUACUCUCACUCAUAUUAAGGAGACAGGACAGCUAUUUUUCAGAGACUGUCAGUUGAUUUAUUAUGUGCCUUCUUCUGAUUUCUUCCAUCCCUUACACAUUAGAGAAAGUACAGGCUGACUAUCCCUGGGCUGGGGAACAGUUAGGGAGAAAUCCCUGUUCCACUGGUGCAGUAAUAAAACUCGUGGGAACUUCAGUCUUUUAGAUUUUCCCCAUGAGGCUUAGUUAUGGUCUGUUGCUUGUUUUUUCACCAGCAUGGACUUUUUCCUGGUUUACAUCACUUUUAGUAGGUUUAGAGUUGACCAGCAUUUGGAAACUCUAUUCUAGCUAGUUUAAGAGAAAAACUGAUAGAGUAUCUAUUAGGCAAUUAACACCUCUAGCAUAAGGAACACAUAUUUCCUAGAAUGUGCUCCAUCUUCAGGCAUGCACAUUCUUGGGAAAUACAGCUCCCUGUAAUUGCUUUAGAAGGUUUUGAAGAAAAAUUGCCUUCAAUAAAUAAAAAAAGGCCAAGUUGUCAUGUUUUAAUCCAGUGGAAACACAGGUAUAACUACACUAACUUUUUAUUGUCAAGCUGCAUCUCGUUAUCUUACAUAAAAUCUUGAUUGACCUUUAUGAUAUGGGAGGACUCAAGAGUUUCUGUUUGACAGAGUAUCUGAAUUGUUUGCCCUUUCCUGUACCUUUAUCCCACCUCAUCUUUUAGAAAGUCUCGAUUUCCUGAGCUUAUCAAACUUGUCAAGGUGGUUCCCCCCUCCACUGCUCCUGUGUCUUUGUAUUGUUCUCUCUGUUCUGAUGUUUCAGGGAAAGCAGACUGGCAGCUGCAGAGGACCUGAAGUGCAACAGUUGGCUUUUUGGCAUUGCCUCACUGCCUGCUUUUCCUGGUAUCCUCAUCAGCUCCUGCAGACUUUAAUCUUUCCUUUUCAAAUAAAAAUUUCCUCCUGAAGGUGCGAAAUUUCUGCGCUGAACCGAAUCUGAACUGCCCGAGAUGUUGAGCCAAGAAUGGGCUUGUUCUGUCAUUUGUGCAAGUGUAGACCAGGUUAAGUCUUGCUUUGAAGUCAGUACUGUUAUUUUAAGGCCAGUACAACCGUGAGAGGAACCUGUCAGCGUGAGGUGAGCUGCCUGCAUUUAUUUCAGAGGGGUUUGAACACUCUUGUCUCUGGACUGUUUCACAGCCGCUGCUCUUCACAGGGGACCAAGAUAUGGAGUGGAUUUAUUUAAGGUAGGAUUUCAGAUUUUUUUUUUAAAUUUUAUUUUAUUUUUCAAAGUGUGUUUGGUUGAAGGUGUAUCACAUUUUUCUAUGUCCUGACAGGGAAUAAAGUAGUGAUGUAAGAAAAGCAGUCUGUGCUAAAGGUGUUUAUGUACUUUCUAGCCUGCUUAGAAAUCCAACAGAGAUUCUCCAGUAUAUGAUCUGCCUUUUAUUUGUGCAUAAAGUUUAAUUGUUCUUCAAAUUAAAACACAAAUCAGGACUAAAUUUUAAAGAAACCACACCACCAGCUGAGAAAUGGCAGAUGUCUUGCAGGUAUUGGCAGCUGAACAUUUGAGCCUCCAGAUGCCUUGAAAAACAGUUAUCUAGGUGUUUCCCUCAUUUACUCACUCAUCCAGUGUUGUUUGUGCUCACUGCGGAUCAGUCACAAGAUAAUGAGGACUCACUUUAUCCAUUUGGGAGGCAAAGCUUCAGGCCUGUCAAGAUGGUCCCAAAACCACCACCCAUAUGACCACACAAAAUAAACUGUUAAGCACCAUCAGAACAGGAGUCUGGGGUCUGAAUCAGGGUGGUUGCUCAGCACUUACUGAAGAGGGGAGUGUGUUUCUUUCCACAUACAUAGCAUGUCACUGACAAGUGACAUAAGAGAGCACUGAUAAAUCCAUUUUUAUCAUGUGCUAAUCAUGUUAAAAGGGUAAUGUAGGGGCACAGGAGAUGGAGAGACAUAGAGAGAUGGACUCAGAGACUUAGAUUAGAUCCAGUUGUGUGGAAAGAAUUUUUUGGUGCAAGCAUUACAGGAGUUGUCAAAUCUUUUUAACCAGGUGGGUGGAAAAGUGGAAAACGUGGUCUUUAACAUCAAAAUAGUGAUUUCAAGGUAGGCAAAGAGAGCUAUUGCACCUCAUGUGUUCUGGUUUUUUACAAAGAGAAGCAAGGGUAGAUGAGGUGCCAUGGCAGAUGACCCUGAUACUUGGUACUCUGUUCAUAGAACCUUUUUGGAGAGUCACUUCCAGAUGUUUUAAUUGUUAUCAGUAUACUCAAGUUCCACAGCUUUUGCUGCAGGGGUAGCCAAGGUUACAGUGAUGCUUGAGCCACCAUCUGUAACGAGCUGUGCUCAUGCUGAAAAUUGUUCAGAGAUCAUUUUAGUGACAAGCGUGCACAGCAUCACUGAUGGUUGGGAUGCUCUCAUUGGGCAUUACUGCUGGGAUACCACCUCUAGGAGUGGCUGUGGUAUGGUGACAACUACCUGUGCUUCUCUGCCAGGUGUACCUGAUGUGGCUCCAGGACAGGCAUGACAGGCUGUCCUCUUCUUUGCAGAUACAGAAGGACAUGGGCCAUAGGUCGCUCCAGCAGAUGAGUUUCUGGCACUUCAGCUCAACCAGAAGAUGUGGCCAUGAAAGCAGGACACUGUAGGAAGUCUAGAAAAUCAGUUCUCACAAGUAAGUCAAGUACCUGUAGUAACAGACAGAGAAAUGUUGAUGUGUGUCAUGGAGCAAUGGUCCUUUCCUCUCACUUCCACUGAAAUUGUCUCAAAGAAUUUGCUGUGAGCAUGAGCUGACUCUGGUAUCCUGUGAGUGGGCCAACAUAUUAUGUAUCCUCCAGUUCCUGGAGCUCAGAACUGAUCUCUCAUUCCAUGAAGUAUGAAGUGCCAUCAGGUUUGUUGCUCUUGUCUUUGGUAUCUGUAUUUCCCCUCCCAGCACUGCAAGCAGCAGGUCUGUCUUGCCAGAGACAGAUCUCUCUCUUCAGAGCACAGCAUGAAGAGGACAGCUGAGCCUGUUGGGGUCUGAUAUGACCUCACAUGAUCCAUGGCACAGCAGUGAGUAAGUGUUUCUUGGCACAGGGGCUUUGCUGUGCUGCAGAUCACUUCUUGUCUGAAGUGGGUUCCUCAUCUGUUUACCUCUCAAGCAGCUGUUCUGGAAUAGCACAGAAGUGGUGAAAUCGGUGGGGACAUUUCAAAAGCAUAGUUUCUCCUGUGUGUUUCCUGGAGCCUGCUCUGACACAAGUAUCCUCCUUGUGUCCUACUCUCCCCUUGUUGUUACCACACAAACCUCGUGAUGUCUUGGCUCUCUGCUCUGUACAGAAACUGUUUCGUGCAUUGCUGGGGAUCCUACUUUCAUGUGGGAGCUGCUUUUCUAACAACCCUCACACCAAGGACACAGCUACUCUCAGACAGAGUGGUCAGAAGAGGCAUGAUAUUUUUUUAUAGUUCCAGGACCGUCUAUUUACACUUUUAGCAUUUCCUGGUGUGCAGAUCAUCCUAAUACAAACUCUCUGACUCCCAUUGCACACUCUAAUACCCAUGUUUUAAAAACUGCUCAGUGAACCACUGUAACCUGUGAAUUAGAGCUCUGAACUGGAUACAAGAGACCCAGUUCUGAUCUGCCUCUGUUCUGCUAAGUAAUUACAGAUGACAUACAUUAGCAUUUCUUGCCUCAUUUUUAUCCCUCUGUAGCACUCUGAUAGUGAUUCUGAUUUGUUUGUAAAACAAUAAGUUGAACUGAUGAGAAGAGCUACAAAAGAGUGUAGUGUUGUUAUUAUCUGAGUGGUCUUUUAAUUUUUAUAUCUCAGAAUGUCUCCAUUAAUCCUGUAAAAGUCAUGACUAUUCUGUUUACCAGACUUAGUGUAUGAGACAGUACAAUGAUGAAGACUAAUUAUAAAUCACAGAAAAAAAUUCUGGAAAACAGAUUCCUUUAACAUUUCCAUUCUGUGCAGGCUUUUUCAGUGUCUUACUACAAUGAUGCCAGUUGGAUUAGAAAGCUUUUUAAAAUGUGAAUCUAUCUUUUCAAAGAUUUGUAGCCAAGCCUUUCCAGUUUGUUAAAAUGUAAUUAGUGUCUGCUUGUUAAUAUGAUGUUCAUUGAUUUUUAAAGUACACAGACUUCAAAGCUAGAAAUAAAUAAAUAAAAAGAAGAUAAUUCAAACCAGAGUGGAACAGCUCGGACAGUUUUACUCUUUUGCCAGGAUCCCAAAGCUGUUGUGUUCAAACAAUGCCACAGUUUGAGUGGAAAUGUGAAGAUUAAAUCCAAACCCUGCAUGUCAGCUUUUUUGCAAAUGACUAUCCAGGAUUUCAAUAAAAUGUCCAACCACAACAGAUUAUGUUGCAGGGAUUUUUAUUGCUUAACAACUUGUGAUUUCUCUAACA
Molecule: messenger RNA, 17749 nt
Organism: Pseudopipra pipra
Lineage: Eukaryota; Metazoa; Chordata; Aves; Passeriformes; Pipridae
Gene: SPTLC3
Product: serine palmitoyltransferase long chain base subunit 3
Exons: 34
Coding region: 9457-11118 (553 amino acids)
Biological process (GO): sphingosine biosynthetic process; ceramide biosynthetic process
Cellular component (GO): serine palmitoyltransferase complex
Molecular function (GO): serine C-palmitoyltransferase activity; pyridoxal phosphate binding
Source: RefSeq, a predicted model, not a curated record